Molecule: messenger RNA, 1311 nt
Organism: Micromonas commoda
Lineage: Eukaryota; Viridiplantae; Chlorophyta; Mamiellophyceae; Mamiellales; Mamiellaceae
Exons: 1
Coding region: 1-1311 (436 amino acids)
Source: RefSeq, a predicted model, not a curated record
AUGUCUCAUCUGCGAGCCAAAAUCGCUGCGAGCCCUCCUCCUCCCAGGUUCUCAAAAAUGGUUUUGGAAACGCACGCGAUUUGUCCCACCCGACUCACAACGUCGAUGCAUCGCCAACGAGCAAGCAUGGGCUGCCGCCACAGCGCCCCCGUCGACCCCAUCGAUGCCCCAACCGACGCGGUUCGGCCUAAGCUCCUCCCCGCGUCGCGGCACGGAUCGGUGAUACCGACGGCGCGAGAUCCGCUCGCGGCGAUCGGUCAACAGUUGAAGCUUCCGAGACGGUCGUCGCGGAGCAGCGUCGGGCGGCUCGGGCGGCCCGCCGGCGCGCCGCAGAGCAGGGUGGAGUUCGACGCCGCGCUGACCGCUAAGCUCGAGCGACUCGCGCUCUCGCGGGGGACCGAGGGUUCGGGCGAGGCGGACGCGUCCGAAGCUGUCGUGGAGGAGGCGACACCCGACCGCGGCGUCAAAAGUCAACAAAACGCGCAUCCGCGCCGCGGGGUCGUCGGCGUCGCGACGGAUCGCGACGCCGUCGCGGACUGGGCGCGUCGCGCGGACGCCUACCUCGAAUCACGUUCGGGCGGCGCGGUCGUCGAGGGAUACGGCCGAACGCGGCUCAACGCCGGGGAGACCGGCUGGGUCCCCGCGGGAGGAUGGGCGGGCGAGCAGCAGGAGCAGCAGCAGCAACAGGAGCAGGAGCGACGGCGGCUGCAGGAGGAGCAGCGGCGGCGCCUCCGCAACAAACCACCGAUAACCACCGACGUGCCGUUCAGUCGAACGCGGACGCGCGCCGCCUCCCUCGGACGCCGCGACCCGAUCGAGCCCGUCCCGGUGUCGAGGCGAGCCGCGACGCGCGAGUCUCGCGUCUCCUCAUCCUCCGCAUCCGCCUCCACAGCUGCGCCGACGUACUCGAAGCCGACGAUUGCGUCGAGGCACGCGGCGGCGUCCGAUUCCGACCCCAUCGUCGUCACGAAACACUUCGUGUGGGACCCCGAACGCGGGCUGAGACGCAGGGGCCCCGAGUGCGGCGUAACGCACGGAGUAACGCCAACGGGAGUGACGUCUUCUUCCAACUCCCGAACGUCGACGCCGCCGACGCCGCCGACGAUUGCGCCGACGAAGCUUCGCGCGGAUUCGCCCCGCCGGGUGGUCGCGCCGAUGAGCGCGAAGAUGCUGUGCCUGCGCGCCAAGCUGAGCGCGCUGAGGAUACCCGGGGAGGAGACGGAACGGCGCGUAUUGACGCACGCCAAGAGGAACGGCGCGGCGACGCAGCACAGGCUCCGGCCCAGCUCGCAUCUGUAUCCGACGUAUUGA